CAGGUCCGGUUGUUAUGGUGAAGCAUUCCCCCUGAGGGCUGCCUGGAGCAGGAGCAGGGGACCGCAGCUGAUUCAGUUUCACAACCUCAGAACUGCACAGGAGCUCCCGGUGACAGUCAGCUCAACAGUUGCAGACAGAAACAAUGUCAUUGAGCAGCACGUCACUGAAGCCAUCACACCUAACUUCUGCCAAAAAGUGUAUCAACAAUAAAAAGUUGACUUUGAAGUAGUCUCCACUCACCAUCAAGAAGAUAUUUGAAUGCUGUGACUCAACAUUACCUGAAGUAAACUUUGUGUGAAUCCUACCAUGCCCCUUAUUAUUGUUGUUGCUUAAACUCCCAAGUUCUUCCUACCUUGUGGAUUUAUCGCUUUCUGCAACCAUAUUUUCAACAUGGAUUGUCAUGAACUCACUGCUGUUUUGGAACCAAGUAUUGGACGCAAAGGCCACCGCUAUGAAGUAGAAGCUAGAAUGGAGCAUCUAACCUGGGGAGUAGUUUGACUCUGCCUUUUUGAGCACCACCUUUUCCCUUUCUGUCUCUCUUAGCCCCUGUGGAUUAUUGGCCAAGUUACCCACAGUCGACAUGGAUGGGAGGACUGACAAUUGGCUACAAACCCUAGCUUGGAUGGAUUUGGUUACGUUUUGGACACCUUUCUCUUGCCUUUUUUCUUCGGCAAGAUAAAAAGUUGUGCUCUAAAAGAUGAGAAAGAGAAAUUGCAACAAUUUUAUGUGUUGCUUACUCACCUGAUGAUACAAAAUAAGUUGUUCUGAUUCAUCAUUCACCAGACCCUAGCUACUUGCUUGAUGUUUUUGUUUUUUUGAAAGGAUAUUUUCGCAGCAUUUUUUUUUUUUGGUGCUACCCCCAGGCCUGUUUGGCCUUGACAGGAGGGCCUCUUCAAGGGGCGCGUAGGAGGCAUAUGAGAAAUGUUGGAAGCCUGAAACUUUGAUUUAAUAUCCUUGUGGAUUAAGAUAAACAAACAGGCACUGAGAAGCGAAGACACAGUGAUAGUUCGUGUUGUUGUGUUGGCAUGGCAGCAGAUCACGGCGAGCUGCUGGCUGAGAUGGCCACAGUCGGGCGUCUGAGUGCCACUGAACGCCUGAAGCACGCCCAGAAGCGUCGCGCUCAGCAGCUGAAGGCUUGGAUGCAGAUGGAGAAGGAUACAGCACGAGGGUCGAGGGCCAAAGCGGAUAAGAAGAAGGCACGCACCACCAAAGUGACAUUCCCCAAUGCCAUCACCCUGCUGGAUGCAGCUGCCCGCAAUGAUCUGAACGAGGUGAGGGAACUGCUUAACACUGGCAUCAGCCCAGAUCUGGUCAACGAGGAUGGACUGACUGCCCUACAUCAGUGCUGCAUUGAUGACUUUGUGGAGAUAGUGCAAUGCCUGCUGGACGCUGGCGCCUCUGUGAAUGCCUGUGAUAGUGAGUUAUGGACACCGCUGCACGCUGCUGCCACCUGUGGACACACCGGUCUGGUGCAGCUCCUGAUUCAGGCUGGGGCUGACCUACUGGCUGUCAAUGCGGAUGGCAACAUGCCCUAUGACCUCUGUGAGGAUGAGGCCACCCUCGAGCUGCUGGAGAUGGUUAUGGCUGAACAGGGGAUAACUCAGGACCGUAUAGAUGAAUGCCGAGGGGCUAAAGAGAGAGCCAUGCUAGCUGACAUUCAGGCUCUGGUUCAGAGCAAAGCAGACUUAAACACUCAGGACGAUAAUGGAGCAACACUGCUCCAUAUAGCAUCUGCUAAUGGCUACAUAUCAGUGGCGGAGCUGUUGCUAGAGAACAGGGCUCAGGUGGAAUUGAAGGACUCUGAUGGCUGGACACCGCUACAUGCUGCCUCCUGCUGGGGACAAAUUCAAAUGGUGGAACUUCUGGUAGCCCAUGGAGCCAGUCUGAGCACCAAGUCUGUCCUGGAGGAGACACCUCUGGAUGUGUGUAUGGAUGAGGAGGUAAGAGCCAAACUAAUGGACCUAAAGCAUAAACACGACGCCAUCAUGAAGAGCCAGGACCGGCAGAAGGGCACACUGCAAAGACGAGCCUCUAGCACUGGCAGCAGAGGUAAGGUGGUGCGUCGUGUCAGCGUGAACGAGCGUUCCAGUCUGUACCGACGAGAGCACCACAAAGAGGCCAUGGUGUGGCAGGAGCGAGGACGACAGCCCGAUCCACAAGACGACGAUGAGGACAGACAAACAGACAAUGAGCUACACCAGCAUGCCACCAUGGUGAGUGAGCUCAGUCCCGAGGACAUUUUUAAGGAAAUGUUUGUCAUUAUUAGUGAUUUUGUCGCAUUUUUUUCAAAGAGUUUACAAGUUCUGUUGAAUGAUGUUGUGUUUCAGGCUGCUGGUGGUACAGCAACAUCACGUUUAGGAGAACUAGAGGCCGCAGACAGGAAAAUAGUAUCCAGCCUAGGUAAUGGAGGGACAUCUGUAUCCCUGGCUGCCUCUGUGCCUGGAGAGCUGCGGAGUGGUGGAGGUCUCAUGGAGCGCAGCGCCUCCUACCAGCUCUGCCCUGCACCUGGAGCUGAGUUAGGGUCUCGGUCUACAGAGGGCGAGGGGGCCGACAGUAUGACACGAGAGAAAUCGCACCACACGCUGGCUGACCUGAAACGCCAGCGGGCAGCUGCCAAGCUCAAUAAAUACCCUGCACCUCCACCACCUCUGCCCCCUCCCUCAGAGGAGGAGCCUCCAGUUGCAGUAGUUGAGAUUACAACUACUCAGGCCCAGCCAGAGCUCCAAAUGACGCCCAGUACAGAGCAGGUAGCCUCCCCAAGCCAGGUGUAUUUCACCCCAGCCAGCGGAGAUCCUCCACUGCUGAAACUCCGAGCGCCUGAGGAGGAGCAGUCUACCAACAAGGAGCCCUGCUGUGGACUCAUGUAGACACAUACAGCCUGACACACUCAGACAUGCACAUGAACAUACUGCCUACAGAGUAGAGGAGCGAGGCAUGUAACACUCCAAAGUGGCAAAAACAUUUCAAAACACACGUUUGAAAUGAAUCAUUGAAGACUGUAAGCUAAGGCCACAUGCCAAUGAGGAUUUGAUCUACACUGCAUUUCACAUAACUAAAGUGCAAUCUAUGUGCUUAUUCUCUCUUUGCUUGGCUUUUUUAAUGAAUAUUAUACACUUUAUACUUUAUACUAAAGGUCCCUGAUGCUCCCGCUUAAUAAGAGGCUGCAUGAUCAGAUGAAUUUAUGUGGGACUACAGGUGUCCAUCUAGUGACUGGGAGGAGAACUACAAGUUUCAGUGUUGCAAUCACAAGCAAAGAUCUGCUUUGCUCAGCCUUUAUGGUUUUGCUUUACUCAUCGCUUGCUUGACUACUCAAGUAGAUUCAUUGAAAAGCCUUAGAAUCACGUGAAAGUUGAAUUAUCCACAUAAAUCUAAAUGAAAUUGAAUUGAUUUAUUUAAAAUGAAGAAUGAGUGAAUGAGGUUAAAGUUCUGUUUUCUUUACUGAGUGACUGCUAUGAAGGGUACGUUAUUCUGUGUAUUUGCAUACAUUUACAUUAUAAGCAAGAGGUUUUUUGUGGUUGGGAGAUUACUUGGUUAUGAUGGUUACAGUAUACCAUAUAACUAUUCUGAAUUUACAUUUAUACAAGGACUUUUUUCUUGCUUGAUUUUUUUUUCUUGGACUGAAAAUGUACUGAAUAGUUUCUUUUGUUACUUUUCCAGUGCACAAAAAAGCCUAAAUUUCAAUAUGUGUAAUUGUGCAAUUUGUAAAUUAAAUAUUCUCUCUCUAUUUCUAUUUUUCUA
Molecule: messenger RNA, 3739 nt
Organism: Seriola aureovittata
Lineage: Eukaryota; Metazoa; Chordata; Actinopteri; Carangiformes; Carangidae
Gene: ppp1r16a
Product: protein phosphatase 1, regulatory subunit 16A
Exons: 10
Coding region: 1027-2868 (613 amino acids)
Cellular component (GO): cytoplasm
Molecular function (GO): protein binding; phosphatase regulator activity; enzyme inhibitor activity
Source: RefSeq, a predicted model, not a curated record